AUGGAUAAUGUAAGUUAUUAAAAAAUAAUCUGAAAAAUAAUUUCAAAAUUUACUUAUUUAUUUUGUGAUUUUUAUUUUAAAAUUUGUUACGAUUUUUCAUAUAAUAUUGUUUUAGCUUAGCGAUCGCUCGUAUGCAAGUGCUCAUUCUGAAAAUUCAUUAAUGAUUGAUCAUAACAGUACUGUUCCAUCAAAUGCUAGCAAUAAUACAGUACCGCAGGUUAGUUUUUAAUACUUAUUUUGGUUUAUGUAAAUUGUUUAUCUAAGAAAGGUUUUUGAUUGAUUAUUUAUUUUUAUAAUAGAUAUUUUUAGGUAGAAUAGCUAGAUAAUUGAAUGUUUUACUUAUGAGUUACAUAGCUAUGCUUAUUUCCUUUAAAAAUAUUACUUUAAACAGUAAUUUUUGUGUAAAGUUUCAAAGUAUAACACUAUUAAUGUUUCAGCGUCCAAAAACUCCAGAAACUGCGGACAGUGGGUGUCCAAAGGAUAACCGACCCUCAUUUGACAGUCUGGAAGUUAGUAGCAUGGACAAUGUAUUCCGUGGUAUUAGUGCUGGUAAGUUAUUUUAUUAGUUUCUUCAAUUUUUAGAUAUCGUUUAGACGUGUAAUUAUAAUUUAUUGGCUAGUUUAAGCUAAAGAAAAUGUUUUAUAUUAAAAAUUAUACUUUUUUUAAAGUUUGCGGAAGGUUUAGAAAUACGUUUCAAGGGUAAUAUUAUAGAAAAUAUUGAAAAAUGUUGUAGUAGGUAGCAAAGCAUGUUGAAGAAGAUACUUUUUGUUAUAACUUUUAUUAAUAAAUAGAUAGAUGGCUGAACAUUAGUGAGGUAUUGGAUUAGAUAUUGUGUCAACUAUUCCAAAAAACGGAAUGUUGAGAUUCAAAAAAGUCAGAAAAUUAGAGCAAUAUUAAUAUAGACAUCUAUAACUUCAGGCUCAACUUCAACCCCAUUCUCUUCUUCUCGUGCCACAGUGCCACAACGGCUAGCGACUCCACGGAUUGAAGAGAUCCCAGAAGAACAAGAAGGAGAAACGGUGAUGUCGUACCGUUCCGAUCCAACAACAAUUUCCGGCACUACAACAUGUAGCCGUCGAACUCCAGUUGUUCCUAGGCCGUCACCUUUGAACACGAGGAUGUUGAGGCACCUGCCUAAAAUCUAUGAUUCUCCACAAAGUGAGACGCCACUUCAGUUUCAUGGACUUACCAUGGAGUCACCGAAGGCUAUGCCAAAGAGUGCCAUCUAUGAAAAGGUGUUGGAAAGGCAGAUAUGGCAGUUGCGGGAUCAAAUUCAGAUGAUUGAUAGAAUGCGCGAUGAAUAUGAAGUGUUUUUGACUGAGGUACGUUGGUUUUGCAGAAGGUAUGGGUAUGAGAACUAUGAUGAAGAACAAUUUUUUGUGAUUUCUUGAUUAUUUUGUUACCUAAAAUGUAACUUUUGUCAAUUUUGUCACCUAAAUUAUGGUUUCUAUUACUUAAAAUUUGAUUUUUAAUUCCACUGUGCUUUAUUUCAGUCAAAGAACAGCAUCUUAUCCGAACUAAGAGACCAGAUUUACGAUUUGAAUUCAAAGCUAAAUAUUCUAAGUCAGGAGAAGAUAGACUUGACUCAAGCUUUAGCUGGUAUUCGAUCUGAGAAUGCCAAUUUACAUCAAAGAAAUAAGGAGUUGAAGUCGAGUUUGGAAAAAGAAAAACAGAAGGAUAACAAUGAACUUGAGGUAGGUGUUUAUGGUUUAAAAAUGGCAGUUGAAUGAAGGUUUGUUACCUAAAAUUGACUUAAAAUGAAUUUUUUAUCAGUUUUGAUAAAUUUGUUACCUAAAUUUUGAAAAAUGAUAAUUUUUCUCAAGUUUGUUACCUAAAAUUAAAAAAGUUUUUAUUUUUGGCGCAUUUGUUGCCUAAACUUGAAAAAUAUUGAAAUUUAAAGUUUUAUCUACCAUAAUAUCUUGUUCACUUUGAAAUAACCGUGUUUUAGCUAGUCAAGAAGCUGUUGAAUGAGAAACGAACUCAACUGGUCGAAAGUGAUAAAAGGAAGGCGAAUCUGGCCAAGGAAGUGAAGACCUUGAAGGAGAAUGCAACGGCCGACAAUGAGAAGAUGAACGAUUUGCAACAGAAACUCUCGAAGCAACAUGUAAGGUUAAUAAAACAUUUAAAAAUAGAAAAUUUUGGAUUUUAGGUUCAUUUUGUUACUUAAAAUACUAAAAUUUUAGAGUUUUCUCAUAAAUAAUGUCAUUUUCUUUCAGCUAACAGCCCAAAAGCUUCGAGAAGAGAAGGUCAAAAUGCAGAAGGAGAUGGACAAGCUAAAACAAGACCUAGAACAAGCCAAAUCAGCGGCCAGCAGACUGCCUUUGGCCGAGUUACCUUCAGCACAACGACCAACAAAGGCGUCGGCUGCGAAAGCCCAGACAAAGAAGCCGGCUGUCAGCAAAGGCGCCUUGAAGAAUGUGACAUGGAAUCCGAAUCUGGAGGACGUGCAUCAGAACGACAAUUUGGAUGUCCAUAUUCCUAAUGAGAUGGUGGGUUUUUAAAGGGGUUUCCAUGGAUAAUAUUAGUACAUUAUAUUAUAAUAUUGUCUUCAGCUAUGGAUAUCGACCGGAACGUCGGAAGGAACGACGAUAGAUACGUUCAAAAGCGAUAACGGCCAAUUGGUUGUACGACAGACGCUGGCUGAUCGAUGCAAAGUCUACAAGAAUGGAGGUAUCGAGGAGAAGUCUUUCAAAUGGACCUACAGGGAUGAUAUUCAAAUUGAGGUAGGGAAAGAUUGGCAGUUUAAAAAUUGAAAAAAACGUAAAAAAUGAAAUUUUUGUUACCUAAAAUAUUUAAACCUAAAAUACAUUACAGAUUGACUACCAAGACGAAGAACGUCUCUUACUGGUCGAUAUCUUCACGAUAAAAGUUUAUGUAUACAAAUCGGGUCUACUGAUGGUUGAUUAUGGUCCAGAAGGACAAAUGUACAUAUUGCCAGAUGGUCAGAGGGUCGAAGUCAUCAACAAUCAAAAUGAGUUUGAGAGGUUUGAAUUGUAGGUUUUGAAAAGCGGAAUUUUUGACUUAUUUGUUACCUAAAAUUAAGAAAAAUGUCAUUUUUGAACAAUUUGUUACCUAAGUUAAGAAAAGUUUGAUUUUAUUGCGAAUUGUUAACUAAACUCAUAAAAAAUGUCAUUUUUAUAUAAUUUGUUAACUAAAAUUAAGAAAAAUGUGAUUUUUAAACAAUUUGUUACCUAAAUUUUCCUAUUUAAGAUUCAACCAAACAAAUGUUCAAACAUAUGACCACAAUACCUCAACUGACGGCCCAAUUGAGUAUAACAAGAAGAAGUACUCGAAAAGAGCGUUCAACGAUACUAAAGUCAUGUACCUAGAAGACAAGUCUAUCAACUUCUUCAACAAACACUUUGAAUGUAGGUAUAGCGAGGACAAGUUCAUCAGGUUCCUCUCCAAACCUCACAAUCUACUCUUUGAUCUACAUUGGAGGACGGGCAGAGUCGACAUACAACAUUGGCAUGGGCAUGAUCUACCGCGAGAACCGUGCUAUUGUAAUGAGUAUCCUUCACAACGAGUUCGACAGUCGUAG
Molecule: messenger RNA, 3541 nt
Organism: Bursaphelenchus okinawaensis
Lineage: Eukaryota; Metazoa; Nematoda; Chromadorea; Rhabditida; Aphelenchoididae
Source: the annotation of a GenBank genome assembly